Messenger RNA from Batrachochytrium dendrobatidis JAM81, 213 nucleotides. RefSeq lists its product as uncharacterized. The transcript is spliced from 3 exons. Bases 1 to 213 code for a protein of 70 amino acids. The record is from RefSeq and is a predicted model, not a curated record. Gene Ontology annotation, biological process: vacuole fusion, non-autophagic. Gene Ontology annotation, molecular function: endopeptidase inhibitor activity. NCBI's taxonomy places the organism in Eukaryota, Fungi, Chytridiomycota, Chytridiomycetes, Rhizophydiales.
AUGUUCAAGGACGAUACGUGCAAAGAAGUAAUCGAUAAAGCUGCUUCGGAUUUAAUCGCUCAAGGUGGAGUCGUCCACCAUCGUUAUGAAAGUUCUAUUCUUGGAUUCUCUGCAACUGUUCCAUACAGUCUUAUAAGCGUCCUUGAAGCCAAUGAGCAUGUCGAUUCUGUCGAGCUUGAUGGACAAGUCAAGACUAUGCCUAUCAAAAACUAA